Molecule: messenger RNA, 4254 nt
Organism: Brugia malayi
Lineage: Eukaryota; Metazoa; Nematoda; Chromadorea; Rhabditida; Onchocercidae
Gene: Bma-egl-15
Exons: 23
Coding region: 1-4254 (1417 amino acids)
Biological process (GO): multicellular organism development; positive regulation of kinase activity; protein phosphorylation
Cellular component (GO): signaling receptor complex
Molecular function (GO): ATP binding; transmembrane receptor protein tyrosine kinase activity
Source: RefSeq, a predicted model, not a curated record
AUGUAUCCUGCGACAUUUCUGAUAACAAUAUUAGUAGCACAUUUGAAUGCUAUUGUGCCUACACAUAAUAGUGAUAAAGGAUUACGACCUUGGCUGCAAACCGGUCCACCUCGAUUCAAGCAAAAUCAAAGAGUUGUUCAUGAGGUAUUCCUGAACGACAAAGCAAUAUUCAAGUGUACUGCAUUAGCAAGACCGGCUCCAAAGAUCCACUGGUUUAGAAAUGGAGAAUUUCUGGACCACACAACUUACGCAAAUAAUGAACGCCUUCGUGAAAAUAAAAAACAUUUUUCCUUGGAAAUUAGAAGGGUGGAAGUUAGCGAUCAGGUUAAACUUCAGAUAGAUUCCGUUUUAUUUCAUUCUCAUCACAUUCUUUGCAAAUCAUUUGUAUAUUUGCAGGGCUCGUGGGCGUGCAAAGUAUGGAAUCAAGCCGGCUCUAUAUUUCGUAAUUUUACUCUAGAAAUUAUUGAUUUCUGUGAUUACUUCCUCAUGCAUGAAUUCCCGGCUCAACACGUUCCGGAAAAGUGCAUUUGCUUGUGGUACCUUACGGGCGAGUACCGAAAAGCAAAUGUGAAUUGGACUAAGGUUAACGAUGAACGUUGUGAAGGUUUCAAAAAAUAUGCAUCAAAAAUUCGAAAACCAUUAGGGAAGAAAAUAUGUGAGAAUGGUGCGUGUGGGAAUGAGUUACCGGGAGUGGACACGCAUGAAAUUUUGCAAGGAAUUGGAUUGCAUGAUUCAAUGCCGAGUGAUUUAAUGCAUGAUCAGCAACAGCAACUCAGUGGCUUGCAGGCGACAGCUCUUUUGUCCGAUAAUGCAGAGAAACGCCUUCGAGCACGAACAGUACUCCAACAAGAAAUUCCAGACAUCAGUACAAGUAUCACAGCUAAUGGUAUUCAAGAUGUUGAUGAAGAAAGUAAGGAUGUUGAUAUCUUAAUCAGCAACAAUGAAAGCUUCUCCAGUGAAACUGACGAGAUCCCGGAAAAGUCAUCCUUAGACUUCUUAAUGCAUGACCAACCACGUCCGGAUCAAUCUGGUGAACCACAUCUUCCUGAUAUUGCACCAAGAAGGAUACAUACUCCGGUCAUAACAACUACUACUGCAACAAUUGCAACAAGAAUGGCUUUCCUGCAUACAACGAAUUCAGUGACAGCACGCUCUACUACCCGACGCAUUUUCCCUCUCCAAAAAGUGUCGCCUUACUUCAAAGUACGUGAUGAAGAUGCUGACACGUCGGUGAUAACACCUUCUGGAAGGACAAUUAAAUUACAGUGCAAAGCUGGGGGACAACCAGAACCCCAGGUUAUUUGGUUCAAUAAUAACAAGAAGGUAAUUACCACGGAAGUUCGAAGGCCAGUAGGGACUGAGUUCCGUUUACGAAAGAACACUUUGGAGAUAGAAGAUGUUGCAGAAUCAGAUUCAGGUGACUAUACGUGUGAGGCAUUCAAUUCGGCGGGAUCAGUAACACGAACUUUCAAAUUGAGGGUAGUUGAUCGGAUGCGUUCAAAACCAAUCAUAGUACCAAAUAUUCUUGUAAAUCAAACUGCUGAUGCUAACAGCACCGUUAAUUUUACUUGCAAGGUGAUAUCAGAUCUGACACCACAUAUCGUUUGGAUGCGCAUUGAAAUGACCAAUGACUCCAUUUAUUACUGGAAUGAAACAGACCGUAAAUACAUUUUUCGAUACACAGAUAUGCAGUCGGUGGAGAAUGCAAUUGUGACGAAAACAUCGCAAGAUUCAUCAACAUUGACAAUAGUGAAUGUUACAGUAGCCGAUCAAGGGAUGUAUGCAUGUGUAUCAGGCAAUCACCUUGGCCAUGCGAUAGCAAAUGCAACAUUAACAGUUAAUGAGUUCCAUGCAAUGACACUUGCAACAGGAAAUCCGGAUACGAAAUGGUCUCGUUCUUCUGUUGUGGCUGUCGUAUUCCUCCUUAUUCUACUCAUUUUCACAUUGUCUACUACUCUAUUUUACAUAUUUUGCAUUCGAAAACGCUCUAAAGCGCAAAUAGCUGAAAUGGAGCAAUUUAUCGGCCCAGUUAAAAAACGGGUUAUUGUUACAAAAGGGCCAGUUGAUCCAGAAAACGACGGUUGGUCUGACAUGCCAUCGACUUACCAAAUUCAUGUAGAACCAAUCGCAACAUCUGGAACCAGGAGACCACGACUUUCGAGCGACCUAACAUUUCUGUCGGAUUAUGAAAUUCCACCUGACCCUGCUUGGGAAGUCGAAAGAUCUAGAUUGCAUUUUGUGGAGAUGUUGGGUGAAGGAGCAUUCGGAGAAGUUUGGAAAGCAAUACUAAGAAUGUCAGUAGUGCGAACAACCACAAAUCAAGGAAAUACGCGAGAGGAAGAGGUAGCCGUCAAAAAACUGAAAGCAUCUGCUCAUGAGAAAGAAUUAAUUGAUUUGGUCAGUGAAAUGGAAACGUUUAAAAUAAUUGGUCAUCACGAGAAUUUGCUUCGAUUGAUUGGAUGCUGCACCGGUACUGGUCCGUUAUAUGUCAUUGUGGAGUUGUGCAAGCACGGGAAUUUAAGAGAUUUUCUGAGAGCUCAUCGUCCUCGCGAUGCAGAUAGUGGUUCACAGGUUCCCGAAGCUACAAAUUUUGCCUCCGGUGUUGGCGGCAGCAGUGAUCAUUACUUAGAACCGAGAAAGUUGCAAAGAAAAUUAACCAUUGCAUCAACACACGAUCAGCCAAUGCUUAUCAAGCAUUUGACACAACGACAUCUUGUACAGUUUGCCUGGCAAGUGGCGAAAGGAAUGGAGUUCAUGGCCAGUAGAAAGAUAAUUCAUCGUGAUUUGGCUGCACGAAACGUUCUGGUCGCGGACGGUUUUGUAAUGAAGAUAUCUGACUUUGGUCUAUCCCGGGAUGUCCAUUACAAUGAUUAUUAUCGAAAGAAGGGGAAUGGUCGAUUACCGAUAAAAUGGAUGGCAUUAGAAGCACUGGAUUCUCAUGUGUAUACAAUCUACAGUGAUGUCUGGUCAUUUGGAAUAUUACUUUGGGAAAUAAUGACCCUCGGUGGUACACCUUAUCCGUCGAUUGCAAUGCAACAGCUGUAUUCAUGUCUGAAAGAGGGAUAUCGAAUGGAAGCACCGGAUAAUUGCCCUGAGGAGGUUUAUGAUGUUAUGGUUGCAUGUUGGCAGGAAAAACCAGAAAAUCGUCCAAGUUUCGACACUUUGGUUGAUUAUUUUGACUGGAUGCUUACUCAAUCAGCUCGUGAUCACGAGAAUUAUUUGGAAGUACAGUCGAUAACGAGUGAUGGAAGUGAAGAAGUGAAAAAUAUCGCACCACCGCCACCUCUACCAUUACGUGCCACAGAGAGUCCAUCAAGGCACAGGAAAGCACGACCACUAUCAGAACCUGUUAUAAGUCCGAGUGAACCGGUAGUCGAUCCUGACUCAGAUUCUGAAUUUGAUGAUGAUUCCCACCCUCUGUUAUCUGGCGAAAAAGCUGUUUCGUAUGAGAAGCAAAGUCAAUCCGGUGUGCAUCAUGCAUUUAUUAGAAGAUGUCCUGCACUUCCAAUAAUGGAUACGUCACCUUUCAAUGAACUUAGCCUGAAUAGUACGGCGACAAUAUCGAUAGAUAGUGCAAUCGGUUCACCUUUAUGGUCAGCUGGAGCAACACCGGCAUUGUUGGAAUUAGAUGCCAAUGAGAAAGGCGAUUCACCGACUUCCUAUAAGAAACACCGACUAAGUAAUGGACCAUACUUAGAAGCUGAAAAAAAGAAUGAGGUCACAGGCGAAGAAAAUGACACAGAUGUUACUUGUAACAGUGGUUUACUGAGUCCGCAGUAUGUAAAUGUUGAGAGUGCACAGCCAGCUUCUGUUGAAAGGGGUAAAUUACAAGGCACGAAAUUUCCUUUUCCACCACUAAGGCAUACUCGUUUUUCCGAUUCAACGGCUUAUGAAACCAAUCCAGUUCAUAUGGACAAUUUGAGAAAGCCAGCAUUUGAAGGAUCCCUAUCAGCGUUCACUGUUAAUCAAGCAAAUAUUUUACUAACAGAGGUGAGUAAGGAAAACCCGACUGAAUCCUCAAUAUCGAAGUCAAACAACAAUAACCAGCAGCGAAGAUUUUCGAUCGAAUCAAGUUCAAGUGGGCGAGGUGGUUCCUCAGGGAUGUCUAGCGCAGAAGGUCUGGGUGGUGUUGCCGAAUUCUGUCAAAUUGAAUGCAGUGGAGGAAAAGCAAAACUUUAUGAAUUGUAUUCGCAGCAACAACAACCAGAAAGGAAAAUUCCGUUGUCUAUUUUAGAAGUUGACAAAAAUUCGUGA